CACUCUGAACGACAGCUUUAUCCGCCAGCUGAGACAAAAAGUCGUCGUUAUAACACGAACAAAGAAAGUUUGUCACAUCUAAGGACUUCUAUCUAUAAAUACUCACGCGAAACGAAUUAUACAUUUAGACAAACACUACCCGGAAUCAUUUAGUGCGACACAGGGGAUUAAUGGCUGCAGUCAACGUACGGAUCUCCUCUCAUUGUUUACAUUUCGAAACGGUAUGUCCGCCGUGUUUUUGAGACUGUCAUUGUUUCAGGGUCAAACUUAAACCCGCAAUGAUGACAAAUAUCGCUAAAUACAUGUGAGAAGAUUCUCCUUGAGACAGUAUCAAGUCGACCAGCGGCGAACUAGCCCUGUGUGCUAACUAUCCCAGCUCCAUCUUUCCUGUGUGGCCCCGUUACUCCAGAGAUGGCAAGUUAGUCUUCACAUUUCGGUUGGCUUCUCCCGCUCGGAUCUCAAGGACAACCAAAUGACUGAGGAGGUAUAGCGCCAGGUGAGCCUAAAGGCUUGACAAAAUCUUCAGCUGAGGAAUACCGCAGGGUGCACCAUGUUUAGUGUACCUCAAAGCUCCAAGUCCGAGUUCCUGGACAAAGCCAGGCAGGCCAGGGAGGAGAGGAAAGGGCAGAAGGACAGGGAGAAAGCAUCAAUCCACAUCCAAGCCCUGGUCAGAGGAUUCCUCUGUCGUUGCAGACUCCAGAAGCAAUUACGGAAAGAGGUUGAUGACUAUUUUCAAGCUUCUGAAACUGGGACAUCAAAAAGAAAUGCACUUUCAAUUUUCAAAAUUGCACGGAAAUUACUAUUUGUUUAUCACCAAGAGGACAAGAUGAGGUUUGAGAAGCUCUGUCGUGCAAUCCUUGCCAGCAUGGAGGUUGAAAAUGAAUCUAAAGUCUGGUAUGUUUCCUUGGCUCUCUCCAAAGACCUCACAAUUCCCUGGCUCAAACAGAUAAAAGACGUGCUGUGGACCUGCUGUCAACUGCUGAAAAAUUUAAAGCCUGACAUACUUCAGGACAAUAAAUUGGUAACGCUGUACCUCACCAUGCUGGUGACCUUCACGGACACUUCAACCUGGCGGAUAGUUCGAGGGAAGGGAGAAGCUCUCAGACCCGCUUUGACGAGGAUUUGUGAGAAUAUAAUGGGUCAUCUCAAUCAAAAAGGAUUCUAUUCAGUACUGCAGAUCUUGCUGACCAAUGGCCUGGCUCGUUCUAAACCGUCUCUCUCCAAAGGCACUCUGACCGCUGUCUUCUCUUUGUCAUUACGGCCAGUCAUUGCUGCUCACUUCUCCGAUAACCUACUAAGAUCAUUCCUCCUUCACAUCAUGUCAGUUCCAGCCAUUGUCUCUCACCUCAGUGUGCUUACUCCAGAGUGUAUGGCGUCUAUGCAGACGCAUGACCUGCUGCGAAAGUUCAUUCUGUUUCUCAGCAGAGAAGAACAGUGUUUGGACAUCUGUGUGUGUCUCGAGGGGAGCCACACACUCUGCUUACUUGGCAACCUAAUUCAUUUGGGCUACCUUAAUGAGAAAGUCCUUGAAGAGGAGGCCAACCAUUUUGUGAAAGACCUGACAGACAUGCUGUCUUACUGCCAGAGAUAUGUGUCCCAAAAGAAGUCCAACCUCACCCACUGGCAUCCUGUCCUGGGCUGGUUCUCCCAAACUGUUGACUACGGUCUGAAUGAGUCAAUGCCGCUGGUCACUAAACAGCUUCAGUACCUGUGGGGUGUUGCUGUCAUUCGGACGCUCUUCAAUGACGUCCUCUCGAAAAAACUGGAGAGUCAGGAGCCCACUCCCCCACCCCCGCAGCCCAGCACAUCACAAAACAAUCUACCAGUUAAAAACCUCUUCAAGCGAGCGUUUCAGAAGUCGGCCUCUGUGCGCAACAUCCUAAAACCAGUCGGAGGGAAGCGAGUGGACUCAGCUGAAGUUCAGAAGGUCUGCAGCAUCUGUGUGCUCUAUCAGACUGCUCUGUCUACGUUAACGCAAAUACGACUUCAGAUACUCACUGGUCUGACACAUCUUGAUGAUCUUUUGCCCAAACUCUGGGCCUUCAUCUGUGAGCUCGGUCCGCAGGGAGGCCUCAAACUCUUCAUGGAGUGUCUGAACAAUGACACUGAAGAGUCCAAACAGCUCCUGGCUAUGCUCAUGCUCUUCUGUGACUGCUCACGACACCUCAUCACAAUUCUGGAUGACAUCGAAGUCUAUGAAGAGCAAACGUCUUUUAAGAUAGAGGAGCUCAUCACCAUCUCUUCGUUUCUGAACACAUUUGUGUACAAGAUGAUAUGGGAUGGCAUCUUAGAAAAUGCGAAGGGAGAGAAACUGGAGUUGUUCCACAGCGUUCAUGGCUGGUUAAUGGUGCUCUAUGAGCGCGACUGCAGACGAAGAUUCACCCCCGAUGACCACUGGCUACGCAAGGACCUGAAGCCCAGCCUGUUGUUCCAAGAGCUGGAGAAAGGAAAGAAGAGAGCUCAGCUUUUGCUGCAGUACAUCCCACAUGUCAUUCCACAUAAAAACAGGGUGCUGCUGUUCAGGAACAUCGUUACAAAGGAAAAAGAAAGUUUAGGAUUGAUAGAAACGAGCUCUGCUUCACCACAUGUCACCCAUAUUACCAUUCGGCGCUCACGGAUGUUAGAGGAUGGAUACGACCAGCUCCGCAAAUUACCUGCAAAUUCCAUAAAAGGUGUAAUUCGUGUGAAGUUUGUGAACGAUCUGGGAGUAGACGAGGCUGGUAUUGAUCAAGAUGGUGUGUUCAAAGAGUUUCUAGAGGAGAUUAUAAAGAAAGUGUUCAAUCCUGCUCUCAACCUGUUCAAGACUACAAGUGGAAAUGAAAGGCUAUAUCCUUCACCCACAUCUUACAUCCAUGAGAAUCAUCUGCAGCUGUUUGAGUUUGUGGGGAAGAUGCUCGGGAAAGCCAUAUAUGAGGGCAUCGUUGUGGACGUCCCUUUUGCCUCGUUCUUCCUCAGUCAAGUGUUGGGCCACCACCACAGCACUUUCUACAGCUCCAUUGACGAGCUGCCCUCGCUGGACUCUGAGUUUUACAAGAACCUCACUUCAAUCAAGCGCUAUGAUGGAGAUGUCGGGGAUCUAGGACUGACUUUAUCCUAUGAUGAGGAUGUUAUGGGGCAGCUUGUUUGUCAUGAAUUGAUACCUGGGGGGAAAACGAUGCCAGUCACCAACGAGAACAAGAUCAGCUACAUUCACCUCAUGGCUCACUUUCGGAUGCACACGCAGAUUAAAGAGCAGACGGCAGCUUUCAUUCGGGGCUUCCGCAGCAUCAUUAACCCAGAGUGGCUGCACAUGUUUUCCACGCCUGAGGUUCAGCGUCUUGUCUCGGGAGACAAUGCUGAGAUUGAUCUGGAUGACCUAAAGAAGCACACGGUCUAUUAUGGAGGUUUUCACAGCAGCCAUCGUGUCAUCAUCUGGCUUUGGGACAUCCUGUCCAGUGACUUCACUGCUGAAGAGAGGGCUAUGUUCCUUAAAUUUGUCACCAGCUGCUCCAGGCCGCCACUUUUAGGUUUUGCCUACCUCAAACCACCUUUCUCCAUCCGUUGUGUGGAAGUUUCAGAUGAUCAGGACACCGGAGACACCCUCGGCAGUGUACUUAGGGGCUUUUUCACAAUCCGCAAGAAGGAGCCUGGUGGACGACUUCCCACUUCAUCAACAUGCUUCAACCUGCUCAAGUUGCCCAAUUACAGCAAGAAGAGCAUCUUGCGCGACAAGCUGCGCUACGCUAUCAGUAUGAACACAGGCUUUGAGCUCUCCUAACUCAGUUGCAUCAGGACAAUCUUCACAGGAGGAGUCAUGCUAAGGAGUCUGAGCUGAGUGAGAGGCUCUGCUCACAUGGACAGGAGCCUGUCAACUCAAAGGGGCAUCGCAAAAACAAAAGGGGAAUCAUAAAGGACCUACAAACUCUCCUUUUGUCUUGUUUUAAAACCGGACUAGCUACCACUCCCUCGCAUCAGAGGGAAUGCUGUUUCUGCAGCACAAUCCAAUUUUUAGCAUCUCCCUUUUCCACUCCCAAAAUUCAAUAUGUUGUCGUGAAUUUAACUUGAUGAAAUAUGGAUACACAGUGGCUAGAUCUCUGUUUCUCAGGCUUAACAGAAUCACGCUCGGAUCUAACACUUCUGUUUUAAGCGAACUGGAAAGCAAUACAGAUGCAAUGCAAGCCAUUAGACACGUGGUCGACUCACUUGAGUGAAACCAAGCAUCUUUAAUACACUUACGAGCUUGGACUCCAUUAUCCAAGCAACUUUGAGGGGAUACUGGAUGAGUCUUAAAAUGUUUUGCUGAACGUGAUGCAUCUUUUAUAGAUGGAAGACAAAUCAAUGUCUUGUGUUCAACCUUUGUGGAGACAGAGUGGCUCACAGCACUGUGUUGAUCACAUUAUGUCUAGAGGAAAAUCAUCUCGACCUCACCACAUGUCUCCCCACUAAAAGAAGCUGCAGUCACCUGAGAGAGACGUUGGCCCUCUGAUUUUUAUCAUUUUAAAAUCUUAACACCUGCUUCAAUUUUUUGAGAAGCACCUGAAUUCCUUGACACAUAAAAAAAAAUCAGACCCUGCUGUUGUUUGAUUUAGAAAAGAUGUCCGUGCUGUAGCAUUUAACUUUUGAGUGAAAAAGAAACUGGAAGUGUCUGGGCACUUCUUGUGUCUGCCCAGUAAAACAGACAAAGCUGUUCAUUGUCACACAUCUGUGCUUCACCUCCACUACAAAAAAUGAGUAAAAUUAAUGAUGAUGUAAGUCUUUGUACUUAAUACUAGUGAAGCUUAAGAUUUCUCACUACACCUUUGAAUAACGCUGAGUGCCUCAUAUAAUGUCGCCCCCUCUAGCUCUCACAUGUCUGACGGUAUUCCAGUAGUAACCAAUAACCACGUAUAUCGGAAAUAAGCCAUAGAAAUGGGGGCUAUGUACUUGGACUUAUUCUCUGCUCUUACUAACGAAAAAGAAACUCAGAAACCCAACCACUCUACUACACCAACAACAACGUCAACCGAGGAGGGUUUCACUGUGAUGCCCUCUGAUCUCUGUGGACUUUUUAAGCCAUGCGGAUAAAGAAUUAGAGGUUUAAAAACCUCUCAACAUGAUGUCAUGGACUGGUUCGUCAACCAAAUGUGACUGUGCUUGAUUUGAUGUUCCCUUGGGUGGAAAUGUUGCACACCUUUCUGCUGUUUGUGGCUGUUGAGGGGGGGGAAGACAUGAGGGUGAAUGUUACCUUAUCAGCCUAAAUAUUACUUUACACAGGGUUAAAUGUCAUUGUAAUGUUAGGGAAGUUUACUGGAAAGAGGACUGCAGCUUUCAAAGAAAAUAUCAAAUCUUUACAAAGUUCUUUAUUAUGCAAAAAAUGUUUUCUUGUCAUGAACGAGUAUGAAUACUUGUUAAUAAGUAACACAAGCUAUAAAACAUACUGGUCAUUAUCGCCAUGUUUCUAACUAGUCUUAUGAUGACCGUUAACUUGUGUGAAAACAACAAAAAAGUGAUUAUAAUUAUAUAUAACACUGAUUGUAUUGAAUUAACUUAAGCAUACUAAUGAGAUUAAACUAUUUUCAGAUCUGACAAAUCAGUCGUGAGGAUCUUGCUCCAGCUCUCCUCCUCUUAAUCUAUUUCAGCAAGAAGUGGAAACACUAUGAAGUGAGUGGAUGCACACGACAUACUAAACUAGUCUGCGACAGAGAUGAAAGAUACCUCACAAGCUUGUCUGUCUCGUGAUGAGGUGGCUCAUCUGUUUUAAAAUGAUGUCAAGAGUAGGCUAGACUUUAAGUGUACCAGUGGACUGCUGAUGCUGACCUUUGGCUAUCUGCUCUUUUAGUACAAAAAGUAAUAAACAUGAUCCUGGAAAUGUUCCCA
Plectropomus leopardus (leopard coralgrouper) is the source of this 5835-nucleotide messenger RNA. RefSeq names its product ubiquitin protein ligase E3B (gene ube3b). The record is from RefSeq and is a predicted model, not a curated record. NCBI's taxonomy places the organism in Eukaryota, Metazoa, Chordata, Actinopteri, Perciformes, Serranidae. Gene Ontology annotation, molecular function: ubiquitin protein ligase activity; protein binding. Gene Ontology annotation, biological process: protein polyubiquitination; ubiquitin-dependent protein catabolic process.